Messenger RNA from Fonsecaea multimorphosa CBS 102226, 1953 nucleotides. RefSeq lists its product as uncharacterized. NCBI's taxonomy places the organism in Eukaryota, Fungi, Ascomycota, Eurotiomycetes, Chaetothyriales, Herpotrichiellaceae. The record is from RefSeq and is a predicted model, not a curated record. The transcript is spliced from 2 exons. The coding region runs from base 1 to 1953 and encodes 650 amino acids.
AUGGCUCGUUAUCAGUAUCAGUAUCCACUUACCCAACGAGAAAUUCGGCUAAUUGACAUCGAACGCUGGAAAAACGACGAGUGGAACGAUGAAAUCAAUUUCUCUCUGCGCGUCUGCCCAAUUGACGAAUGUCCUCCGUAUGUCGCAUUAUCCUAUGCUUGGGGCGAUCCAACAAACGCCAAAGCCUGCUACUGUGACGGGCUGGAAUUUCCGGUUGCAGAAUCUCUCCGUGGCGCUUUGAUCACCCUCCGUACUCGGGAUACGCCCUCUCCAGUUUGGAUCGAUUCUAUUUGUAUCAACCAAGAUGACCUCGCCGAAAAAUCGAGACAAGUAAGCAUGAUGCGAGAAAUCUACUCCAGAGCUACAGCAACAAUAAUCUGGCUUGGUGAAACCUGCGAUGGGGAUAUUGUUGCCACACAACUGAUGCGCAAUCUCAAUUCGGUCUAUCCGAACCCGAGGAUGAUUCCACAAAAGGGAUCAAUUUAUGAACCUGGACGAACCCAAGAAUUCAACCAUUUAGCUCGGCCGGAGGAAUUGGGUCUCCCUCCAUUGAUCUCACCAGAAUGGAGUAGGUUGAUCGAUUUCUACAAGAAACCAUGGUUUUCGCGAGUCUGGAUCAUCCAAGAGCUUUGCGCAGCUAGACUUUGUGUCAUGUGGUGCGGAAACUCAGCUCUCCAACCCUUCGUUGUCCUCAACGCUGCUCUCAAGAUGGUAUCAUACCCAGGCCUAGGCUCAGGUCGAUGGAAUGACAUCCGAGUGCCCGCGCUGAUGAACGCUGCUACCCUGGCAGACUUACAAGAUCAUUUUCAGCGAGAAUCUUCUGGUUUCAUAUUUGGCCUGCUCAGACUUACGAGAGAUUUCAAGGCAACUAUUCCGCACGACAGGUUGUUUGCUCUUCUCGGUAUCGCUGACAACGGUGUAAGGGGUCAGUUUGUUAGAUUUCCAGUUGACUACCGACAAUCGAUCACCGAUACCUACAUUGCAUUUAUGCGAUGGGCGCUUGACGAGUGCAAGUUUUUUGGUGGCGAGAGUGCAUUAGCCUUGCUUUCGUAUGCUUGUCAUCCAAGCACUUCGCAAAGUCUUCCGAGCUGGGUUCCAAGAUGGGACGCUCAUUUGAGUGGCUUUACUUUCCUUGCUGAGAGUUCGCGCCGCAGGAUACCCGAAGAUGACCUUCACAGUCCUGAAAAAAGUCACUAUUGGGCAGACCUGAAGGCUUUCUUUGUGCAAGCCCGGCUUUUGAGCAGAGCCGCAGGCUAUUACCACAGUCGAGCAGGCAAGAACGAAGCAUUGAUUCGCACGCUCUGUCUUGACUGUGGUGGUAAAAAGGCGUCAACCCUUGAAAUGAGUGAAUCCGACUUCCAGUUAGUCGAUGCAUUUGAAAAGUGCGUCUCUGUCUUGAGCAACAUUCAGAGUUGGGAACAUACACCUAUAUCUGAAUUUAUUCCGUGGAAAACGAAACGCGAUUCCUACUACGUCAGCGGACAGAUCAAUUUGAUUGUAUUCCUUUUGACCAUUCUAGCAAUGGUUGUGUUCCGACGCUAUCCUGGUGCUUGGUGGCAGUGGCUGCUGUACAUAUGCGGGCUUGCAGCCUUCGACUGGACGGGACAACAGAUUCUACGUUUCGUUCCAGGCAUUGGGAAUGUCGCCGAGGCAAGAGAGCAGCUACCGAAACUGUUUGCCAGCGCUUGGCCAGUGUUUGAAAACUACGCAGACUUCUGGUCUCAACGCUCACUCUGCCUAACCGACGGUGGGCGGCUGGGUCUUGUCACAGAGCGAGUACAACCCGGGGACGAAUUGUGCGUCAUAAACGGAUGCGGGUUGGUGUUUGUACUCCGAUCUGCUCAAGAGGAGGGACAGUAUCAUUUGAUAAGUGACGCGCACGUGCAGGGAUGUAUGCAAGGCGAGAUCCAUGCAAGGACAGAUUUGACGACUCGGGAGAUAGCACUUGUCUGA